Messenger RNA from Danio aesculapii, 2345 nucleotides. RefSeq names its product claudin 10e (gene cldn10e). Gene Ontology annotation, biological process: cell adhesion; bicellular tight junction assembly. Gene Ontology annotation, molecular function: structural molecule activity. The transcript is spliced from 5 exons. NCBI's taxonomy places the organism in Eukaryota, Metazoa, Chordata, Actinopteri, Cypriniformes, Danionidae. The record is from RefSeq and is a predicted model, not a curated record. Bases 191 to 1141 code for a protein of 316 amino acids. Gene Ontology annotation, cellular component: bicellular tight junction; plasma membrane.
GGGAAAAUGGAGAGUCAUAGAUUCACAUGAGCAAUUGGUGAGUUUACUGACCGGUCCCAGGCAGAGCAGUCUUGUUUCAUGGACCACAAACCGACAUGUUGAUGCUGCAAGAGAAAGAAACUUUAGUAUAUUUUAGAUAAGUAGCAAAGUUUUAAGACAAAAAAGGGGAGAAAAUAGAACCUGAGGAAAGAUGAACAUGCGUACAAUGCAGAUCUGGGGGUUUCUGUUGUCGGUGACAGGAUGGAUCUUUGUGUCCUGUUCAAUGGCCAUGGAAGCCUGGAAGGUCGCUCCUAUUGGAGGGGUCGGUGGGAGCAACAUCAUAUCGGUGGGCUGGCACUGGUCCAGUCUGUGGAGAGAAUGCUUCACCGACUCCGCUUCCACAACCAGAUGCUAUGACUUCCCUGUGCUGUGGGCUGUCGAAGGUUAUCUUCAGAUCGUGAGAGCUCUGCUGAUGGCCGGCAUGGGUGUCGGAGUUCUCGCUAUUAUCCUCAGCCUUGUAGGAAUGGAGUGCACCUACAUUGGAGGAAACGACAAUGAGAAGAACCGAUCUGUGCGUGCAGCAGGCAUCUGUCACGUAUCAGGGGGUUUGCUGGCGUCCGCUGGUUAUGCUGUUUAUGCUGAGCGUAUUUAUGCAGAGUAUUACAACCCUACAAUAGCUGGCUUGCAAUAUGAAUUGGGAGUUCCGCUGUUUCUUGGAUGGUCGGGAUGUGCUGUUCAAAUCACGGGAGGGGCUUUCUUUAUAGCUUCAGUCUCCAGACUCUCAUCUCAGACAUACAUUCAUGCACCGACUCUCAGCGUUCCUGUUGUGGAGGCCAAUGCCUUGCGUUCCUCUCGCACAAACAUUUCCAUCAUAUCCGAACAUUCCUCAAACUCCAAAACAUCAGCGGUGUCCGCACUCUCCUCGAAGUCUGAAAUAACUGCUGUGUCUAAAGCCCCAUCAAAGAAGUCGCGUGUCUCCAGAAGCGAACGGCCCUCAAGACCUCGACGCUCCGAUAAACCGCGAGACUCCGUCAGAUCUGAAGUAUCAGAGUCGGUGAGCUUCUCGCGAUCCUCAAGGACCAGCAGACCACAUAUCAACAAUAAGGCGUCUUCUACAUCCAGAGGCACCACACGUCAGUUCGUCAAGAGCUCCUACCUCUGAAAUAUCACUGGAUCUGGAAAAACAAUGGUUCUGUAGAACAGACAGAAACCGACAGAAUGGGUUGGUAAAUGAUAUCUAAAGCAAAGACUAUAGUAUACACAAGACAUCUUACUUGUUGUAACGCCACGCCAGCAGAGGGAGCCCUCGCCCAACUACUGACUUAGCACCACUCCCUCUGCAGUCACUUCCUGUUUGUCCUGUAUUUCAGUGAGUGUUCAGGCCAUGCUUGGUUGCGAAGUAUUGCCAGUUUACCUGUCGUACCAAGCGUUGUUCCUAGUGACUUUCUUGACUGCAUUCCUGUGUAUGAUCCUGCCUCUCUUGACCACGUACGUUCUCUGCCUUUGCCCUUCUGAUCUGUUUUGGACUGAUUGUUGUUGCACUGAUCCUCUGCCUGCAUUAUUACUACGUCUUCUGGAUUUGCCCCUUUGCUUGUCGCUUGGUUUGGACUGCUUUCCUGUUACCAACUAUUUGCCUGUUAAUAUGUUGAUGUCGCACCCUAUUAAUAAACUUCCGCAUAUGGAUUCAAACAAAGCCUCAGCAUCCACGUUACACUUGUAUCGUUUUGAAUGGGGAAAAUUGUAACGGCCAAUAUGGCGAAUAAAGCCCCGCCUCCUAAUACAGUAGCCAAUCAUUGAUCGCUGUAGACUGAUGAUUCUCCAGGGGAGGCGCUCAGACCAGACCAGUUUCUGCAGAUUUUGUAUGAUUUGGACGUUUAGAAAUGAAACUUAUGAGACGGUUGUUGUUUAAUUUUAUUGGUGAUUUCUAAUGUGACAUUUAAUCGUAAGCUUGGCAAGCAAUUUUGGAGAAUUUGAUGUUCCCCAUUCAAACUAAAUGCCCGAGAGCCAUUUCAAAGAUGGGCGUCGAGUGAAAUGACUUGCCUUAAAGGGACUGUCUACAGUUACACAAAACUGUGAUGUCUAGGCAGGGUAGGUGACAUUUUGGUUGUUCCAAUUGAAAGUUUCUUUAAAUCUCAAUAUCACUCUAGUCUUUAUGAGGUCUAGGGCUGCAUUUACACUGUAUGGUUCAAGUAGCCCAAUUUCAAUCAUGGAUUCCGAUUCACUCAGAUCAGAUUCAGGCCUUAUUCAUAUGAGGAAAUGUAUCCCUUAUGGAUUGGAUACGUGCCCUCGUGUCUGCAGUGCAAUCAGGUAGAUUGGAUUUUCAAAAUGAGUUGCAUGUCAUUGAAAAAAUGGUAGUAAACGACAUC